This is a messenger RNA of Diachasma alloeum, 1414 nucleotides long. It is a transcript of the gene Josd, whose product is annotated as josephin-2. Bases 171 to 899 code for a protein of 242 amino acids. The record is from RefSeq and is a predicted model, not a curated record. The transcript is spliced from 3 exons. Gene Ontology annotation, biological process: protein deubiquitination. Gene Ontology annotation, molecular function: cysteine-type deubiquitinase activity. NCBI's taxonomy places the organism in Eukaryota, Metazoa, Arthropoda, Insecta, Hymenoptera, Braconidae.
UUGACGAAGGCUCUGACGACGUUUUUUCAGUUUUGUCAUCGGGGGAGACCUCCGAGAGGGAUCAGAAACGUCAGGAGACGAUCGGGGAAGUGAUUAUUUAUUUUUUGGAGGUGACGAUUGAGUUUUUGUUGCGGUUUCUGGGGAGAUUGGGGGAGAUAUGUAGUGCGAAGAUGGUGGCCAGUGGUCAGGGGGACAUGACUGGACCGAUUUAUCAUGAGAGACAGGUGAAGGAGCUGUGCGCCCUGCACGCCCUGAAUAACCUCUUUCAAGAGAGGGGCUUCAGUAAAGCGGAGCUGGAUCAGAUUUGUUACGGAUUGAGUCCUGAUGUCUGGAUUAAUCCUCACAAGUCACUCUUGGGACUGGGGAAUUAUGAUAUCAACGUUAUCAUGGCUGCACUACAGAGGAAGGGCUGCGAGGCUAUCUGGUUUGACAAGAGAAGGGAUCCAAAGUGUCUGAAUCUCGACAACAUAGACGGCUUCAUCCUCAACGUUCCCACAGAAUACAAACUGGGUUUUGUUCUUCUACCCCUGAAGAAACGUCACUGGAUAGCCCUGAAGAAAAUCCAAGGUGCCUUUUACAAUCUCGACUCGAAGCUCGAUUCACCCCAGCUGAUCGGCAAGGACGACGACUUGCUGACAUACCUGAAGGACCAAAUUGAGAGUAAGGAGAAGGAGUUGUUUCUGGUUGUGUCCAGAGAUGUGUCGAGCAGUCAGGAGUGGUUGAUUAAAGUGAAUAAUUGCAAUGAUUAUUUGGGUGAAAGUGGUGAGAAAAUUUUCACAACUGAAAGUGACGAAAUAAGGUACAUUGAGGAUGGAUUCAGUACGGACAUUGAGCUUGAUAAAAAAUCACAGGAUUAUGUGGAUAAUGAUAAUAUCAUUGUGAAUGAUAACACGAGAUAAUCUUUAUCAUUUUGCACGGACUUUUGGAGGAGAUUGAGUGAUGGAGCUCCUGAGGUUCUCGUAUGUAUCGAGAAUCGGAGAAGGGGAGAUUAAUUUGGUCUCAACCGACAGCCGGAGAGCUUUCUGAGCCAUUUUGACUCAAAAAUCCAAAGAAAAACGAAGCUCAAUUAGUUUCAUUGUCCCAUUGAUUUGAUUACCCUAAUCCCUUAUUUCAGGUCCUAAUAUUAAUCCCAUUUUGACUCAAGCCAAAAAUCCAUUCUCUAUCUCUUGAAGUUCUCGAUAUAUUUGAUAAAAUGUGAAAGGUUCAUCGACUUUUCUUCUCUCACGAAAUUCCCCCGACAUUUUUUAUCUCAAAUUUUCCUCGCACAUUUCUUCCUCAAAAACACAUCCUUACACUUAUUUUUUCUCCUUCCAGUGCCUCCCAAUUCCAUGAAGCUGAAACUUGCGAAAGAUUCGACAGCAGAAGGUUUGUCUUAGGCGAAUCUAGGGGGGUACAAAUGUUUUUAAGUAAUGUA